AUGGAGGAGAACAACAGCACCAUGUCAGAUUACAUCAUGAUUAACAACUACAGAGAAUCGAAGAAAAUGCUGUCUGAGUUGGAGGUACAUAUGACAAACUAUAGACAUUCAGUGAGGUUCACUAGAGGUGAAAUCAAUGAUGACUUACUUAAUUCUGUGGUUGGAAAAACUUGGGAUUUAGAUGAUACUGGUGUGACUUUUAAAAACUCAUUCGAAUAUGGAGAUAAAGUCAUAUUUGCUUUAGAGACUUUCAGUGAAGAUCGAUGUUACAUUAAUGAAUAUCAAUCUAAAUUUAUAGAACAAGUUAACGUAGAAGGUUCCAAAAUACAAAGAUUUAGUGUCUCCUCUACUAAUGACAUGUGUGUGGCUGAUAACGGUGAUGUUUAUUUCACUGACUAUCGUAACAAGUCAAUCAGCUGUCUGUCACCAUCAGGAUCUGUCUCUACAGUCGGUAGUACAGGUCCACUGACACCAAUAGGAAUCUGUCAGUCAGUGGACGGUGGACUAAUGGUCACCUUGAGAGAUAAGGAAUCAGAUCGAUACAAAUUACAGUCCCACAGCAGACGUCUAGUGAGACACACCACAGUGACUGGUGAUGUCAUCUAUGAAUAUGAGUACAAAGAAGACGGUCAAACCAGACUGUUUACCCGGCCAACCAGACUUACACAGAACAGUAACAGUGAUAUCUGUGUUGCGAACCAUAAAAGUCACUCUACAGGUGAAAUAGUGAUUAUGUCUCCCUCUGGUCAUGUGAAGUCUGUCUACCGUGGACAGAACCUGACAGAGGACUUUAGACUAAUUGAUGUAGUGUGUGAUUCCCUCUGUAACAUCCUUGUUACUGACCGUAAUAACAAACAGAUCCAUCUACUGUGUCAUGACGGGGAUUUCCUAAAAUUCUUACUGACAGAGAAUGAAGUGAACCACCCAAGCAGAUCAUCACUAUACAAGUGGUGGGAUUCUUUGAAGGACUUGUCAAAGUGUUUCAAAAUAGAUGACAAAACAUACGAAGUGCACAAAUAUUGA
Molecule: messenger RNA, 1023 nt
Organism: Saccostrea cuccullata (small rock oyster)
Lineage: Eukaryota; Metazoa; Mollusca; Bivalvia; Ostreida; Ostreidae
Exons: 1
Coding region: 1-1023 (340 amino acids)
Source: RefSeq, a predicted model, not a curated record